Molecule: messenger RNA, 2158 nt
Organism: Lacerta agilis (Sand lizard)
Lineage: Eukaryota; Metazoa; Chordata; Lepidosauria; Squamata; Lacertidae
Gene: RTKN2
Product: rhotekin 2
Exons: 12
Coding region: 129-1973 (614 amino acids)
Biological process (GO): signal transduction; hemopoiesis; positive regulation of cell population proliferation
Source: RefSeq, a predicted model, not a curated record
AGGCGGAGGAAAAGGCGGGCCCCGCGCUGCCGUUGGGCCGGAGCAGCGGAGAAGGAGGCGGAGCGGGAAGUUUGAACUGCGGCGGCUCUGAGGAGGAGGCGGCGGCCAUAGCCGAGGCGGGAAGGGCGAUGAGGCGGUGCCGGGCAGGCCGUGCUGCCGACGAGCAGCAGGUGAAGGAGGGACAGGAUGGCAGCAUUCAAGAAAAAAUUGACUUUGAAACGAGAAUGCGAGAAGGAAUUUUUAAGCUGCUUGCUGUGAGCACACAAAAGGACCAAAUAUUGCAUGCAGUUAAGAAUCUGAUGGUUUGCAAUGCUCGCAUCCUUGCCUACAGGACAGAAUUACAGAAACAGACAGGAGAAUCAACCAUGAAGAGAACCACAGUGCGAUGUUCAGAUUUUGCAGCUAAAGACCGUGAAGCUUGUGGAGGCAGACUUGCCAUAUCAGAUCUCCGAAUUCCAUUAAUGUGGAAAGGCUCUGAUCACUUCAGCAGCAGAGACAGAACCCAGCGUUACUCAGUAUUUUGCUUACUCAAAGCAGGAACUCAGGUUUUUGAUACAGAGUUGCUUAUUGUGGAUAAAGCAAUCACAGAUAUAUGUUUUGAAGGUGCAACCAUAUUUGAGGAAGCUGGCCCAGCCUUCCAGCUGAAGAUCGAAGUCUACAGUUGCUGCUGUACUGAAGAAUCUUCAACUAUAACAAACACUCCUAAGAAGCUAGUAAAGAAGUUGAAAACCUCAAUUGGGAAAGCUGCUGGGAAAAAACUCAGUCCUGUGUUGGAUGACAGCAACCCUGAAUCCCUGUUGCUUACUGAUGCAGCCAUAGUGGGUGCAAAAUACAAUUUGCUGGCACAUACAUCUUUGGGGUUGGAGAGUGUCAACAACAAUUUCAAGACCCACAGCCUUACUGCUGUGGGAGAUGAGGAAUCUUCUUUUUGGCUUCCAUUGUAUGGCAGCCUGUGUUGUCGUCUAAUUGCCCAACCAUACUGCAUGACCAAGGAUAUGAUGACUGGAUUUCUUAGUCAACAGCAAAAGAUAGGGAAUGUGACUGGAUGGAGGAAACUAUAUUGUGUGCUGAGAGGUGGCAAACUCCUUUGUUAUUGUACACCAGAAGAAAUAGAAGCUAAAGUGGAGCCAACUUUGACAGUUUCUGUCAACAAGGAAACCAGAAUUCGUGCUGUGGAUAAAGAUACCCCGAUAAACUCCAAUAACUUUGCUGUUAUCAACCCUGAGGCUGGUGAAACUGUGACUCAGAUUUUUGCAGUUGAAAGCCGGGAAGACCUUUAUAACUGGAUGGAAGCUUUCUGGCAGCACUUCUAUGAUUUCAGCCAGUGGAAACACUGUUGUGAAGAAUUCAUGAAAAUUGAGAUUAUGUCACCACGGAAACCACCAUUGUUCUUGACAAAAGAGGCUACUUCAGUUUACCAAGAUAUGAGCAUUGAUUCCCCAGUAAAACAUGAAGCGUUCCCUGAUACAGUGCAACAGAAAGUUGAGGAAGUCAAUGGGGAGCUGCUGAUUGGCCAACAGGAACAUUUGCCACCUUCAUGGGCAGCCAUGUUUGAUGGUUCUCACCACAUGCUUGUGCAGAAAAGCCUGAUUCCAGGAGCAAAAGAACAGGCCAUAAGCCCUAGUGAAGGGAAGGGCAAGAAGAGAAGAGCACCCCUUCCACCAUCUGAUAAGCCGCCAUACACCACAGGAGCACAGACAAUGUCAGAUCAAUUGGGCAAGGAAAACAUCUGUAAUAAUUCUCAUAAGAACACUUCUCCUGAUUCCAGCUCAUCUUCAGUUCCUCACUUCAAACAACCUAUUGCAGCUCCCCGCAAACCAACUCCUUGGCAGAAAGGUACCUUCGCUGACAAUGAAAAUCCUGCCGAUUCAGGUACAAAGGUUGAUAAUAGUGAAAAACCCAUUCCUGCUCCUAGGCAGAAGUUGGUCAAAGAGAUGCUUGAGCCUAGAAUCUUUUUUCAUUCGCAGGUGUAGGACUGAUGCUUGGUUUGCUCAGAAUUACAGGGGCAAAGGGAGUGUUGGCCAUGUUCACUGUCUGUCUUUUGCCAGAGUUCCUGAAAUGUUAACUUAUUUAUUUUCAACACGCAGGCAGGUGAUUGAGAUUAUAGCAAAGGAAACACCUCACCUUCCAUCCUAUCCCCAAAUUGUGCUCUGCUUGA